Messenger RNA from Sardina pilchardus (European sardine), 8250 nucleotides. It is a transcript of the gene rab3il1, whose product is annotated as RAB3A interacting protein (rabin3)-like 1. Gene Ontology annotation, molecular function: guanyl-nucleotide exchange factor activity. Gene Ontology annotation, biological process: exocytosis. Lineage: Eukaryota; Metazoa; Chordata; Actinopteri; Clupeiformes; Clupeidae. Gene Ontology annotation, cellular component: Golgi to plasma membrane transport vesicle. Bases 347 to 1672 code for a protein of 441 amino acids. The transcript is spliced from 12 exons. The record is from RefSeq and is a predicted model, not a curated record.
GCAGAUUUAAAGCAAGCAAGCUGUACUAGAGAAAGUAACGUUAGCCUGCAGAUCAUUUUGUGCACGCGUGAGACUUGCACUGGCAUAUCUGAUGGGCACAAUCAAACACUGCCUUUGAGAUUCUGGAAAGUUUGUGGAAAGUGGGCUGAAGCUACAUUCCUGGAUAAGACCAAAGGUGGAGUCCAUCAGAAGAAGAAAAAAAGUAUCUGGACAAGUGGUCCAUUUGACUGAAUUGUGCUUCAAGAAAAAGACACAUUCUGACACAAAGUAAACCAAGCUGAAUAAGCCAUGGUACAAAGGAGACCACAUCCAUGACCUUGACUGACCUGGGUUCAGUGUCUGGAAAAUGGAUGUAUUCGAAGGGAUCCACAGGGUGCAGCUCUCCCCCUCUCCAUCUACGAUUGCCCCAUCUGGCCCGGGGUAUGAGGUGGUGGUGUCUGACCGGUCAAGGAUUGCCGUCUACUCUUCCUCUGUGUUUUUUGGCAAAGUGGACACCCAGGAAGAGCGAGCAUCGAAGUACAAAUCCGUCUCAAAGACAGCAGAGGAAAGAUGUCCUGUUGGGAGGCUAGUCGACCUGGAUCCAGAUCCGGGACUCAGCGCAGGAGGGGGACAGAUUGCGGCGAUGCCUCAGGGGGAGGAGGAUUCCAGUGGCGGGGAACACUACAACGUGUCCCGUCUGCGGAGCUCAUCAAUAGAGAUAAGGGAGAAAGGGGCCGAGUUUCUUCGGGAGCAGUUGGAUGCCGCUCAGAAGGAGUUGAAACUCAAGGGAGAGGAAGUUGAACGCCUCUCUCAUGUUCGCACCCAGCUGGAGCUGGAGCUGGAAGAACUCACUGCCAGCCUUUUUGAGGAGGCCCAUAAAAUGGUGCGUGAAGCUAAUGUGAAACAGGCAGCAGCUGAAAAACAACUGAAAGAGGCUCAGGGAAAGAUUGAUGUCCUGCAGGCCGAGGUGACCGCCCUGAAGACCCUGGUGCUGACAUCCACCCCUUCCUCCCCCAACCGGCAGCUGCACCCCCAGCUCCAGUCCCCGGGCACCAGAGGUGCACUGAGGGGGCACACCCGAAACAAGAGCGCCAGCAGCAUCCUCUCCGGCUUCCACAGCCAGGCUGAGGGCAGCUCCGCGGAGCUGCAGGCAGCCAGCAAGGAGGACAAGGAGGUGGAUUCAGUUCUGUAUGCGGAGUUCCUGUCCUGGAGAGAGGCCCCCAGUCUGGCCCGCUCUUCUGCGUUCAUGAGCCGGGUCUACAGAGAGGACAUCGGGCCCUGCCUCUCCUUCAACCGCUCCGAGUUGUCUCAGUCAGUGCAGAGUGCGGUGGAGAGCAAUUCUCUGACCAUUGAGCCGGUGGCCAUGAGUGCACUGCCUCUGGUGAAGGCCUCAGCCAUUGAGUGUGGGGGACCCAAUGGCUGGAGAGGUGCUAUAGAGACGAAGUGUGCCUUGAGUGGCAUGUCCCGGCCCUGUCGCCAUCGCAUCAAACUGGGAGACAAAGAGAGCUACUACUACAUCUCCCCCUCCAGCCGAGCUCGGAUCACAGCGGUGUGCAACUUCUUCACCUACAUAAGGUACAUCCAACAAGGCUUAGUGAGGCAGGAUGUGGAGCAGAUGUUUUGGGAAGUUAUGCGCUUGCGGAGGGAGAUGACCAUGGCAAAACUGGGUUUCUUUUUCAUGGAUGAGAGCUAGGAAAUGGUGGAAAUCAUCCUCUGAGCACAAUCAGCGUACACACACACUCACACUCACACUCACACACACACACACACACACACACACAGAAGGAGCAAUGGGCUGCGAGCAAUAUAGUUAUAUCUCCAGAGUCCUCUGUCAAUGUUAUGAUACACAGACAGUGUGGAUUGUAAGUUAUGUGUUAGAUGACAGCAGUGACAGGACCUAUUCAGUGAGUUUAUGUUAAGGUGCAACAAGGACAGCUUAUUGACUCAGCUGAGACAUGUCCUAUCUCUCUGAUCUAGUCACGAUAAGUCUGCAAGGCUUUCGAUGUCAGAUUUUUUACUGAAAAGCAUUUAGACCAGAAGAGAAAUGAGAGAGAUUAGGAGAAGAGAGACGCUGCUGAGACAGUGUUCAUUUUUCCUUCUCACAAAAUCGCAAUCGUUGUGCUUUUGAUAUUUCCCCCUUGUACACAAUGGCACGGCAUUAGUAGUAAUGGUUUAGUGGGAAAUAUUUGCAUAGCUAUAACUAUGCAGUAGAUAAGAAGAUAAGUUUACUCAUGUCAGGAGUCACUGACGCAGCACAUGUCCAUUUGCAUGUUGCAUCGUGGAGCUGACCAAGUGUUACUGCUGUGAAGUUUGAAAGGUCAAAGCAUCACCCCGACCAUCUCAGACCAGGGUGCAUCCUUAGGCAUUACUGACAUCGAGUCCACACUCCUUAUUCUAAAGCACUCAAAUCGGGACGAUGCUGCUUUUUCCAUACACUCCUCUAACGUUGCCUUUACAUUCCCUUAUGUCUCAUGUGUUCUAGCCUUGAGAGCUCACCAGGCUGCCAAGGGCUUGGUAUGAGCUUUGAGCAUCGUCUUGCUAGUUAGUUAGCACUACUAUGAAGUUCCCUCCCUGAGGUUCAGGCUGCACAUAGAUUGCACAUGACAAGUGAAUUGGAACAGAAUCAGAACCACGGAAUAAGAGACAAGUCCAGUUCCAUGUAGAGAACUCACAGAACUAAUUUGUCAGUGAAUGAUGGCCAACUAGUGUGUUUAUUCAAGAUCAGCCAAGUUCUGUUAUAGUUCAUAGAUGCACAAUUUAGAACAAAAUGUUGCCCAGAAAAUAUAAUAGAAAAUAGGCAUUUAGGUGUCUUUCAGUUCAAACUCCUUGUGUUAUUAUUAUUGUUAUUAUUAUUUUUGUUUUAUCUAAAUAUGUAUGCAUUUAGAUUUGUAAGUCUGUUAAGCUAAAUGUCUUGUUAAAUGUUGUUUAUGGGAUGAAUGAAUAAGUAGCUUUAGCGUUUGUAUUGCUGUCUCCUACAGUGGGUACGGGUUGAGAAUGCACCUUCUCCCGCGGGACUCCCGAAGAGAUCCCGCAGGCCGUCAAGCCGAUUUUUUGGCAAUGUAGGCAAUGUACCCAAACAACCACCAGGUGGCAGAAAGUUUCAUCCCGCAUUUCAAAAUGAUGAAGACCGCAUAUCCGUCAAUAGUCGACUCCUUAAUCUCAUUUAAUCAUUACAAUGAAGGUGAUGACUGGCGAAAUUAUUCAAACGACGUUUCAAUGAACCAUUGUUGAAAUGAAUGAAAGUGGUUAUAGAAAAUCGCCUACAGCCUAACGCCGACACAGCUGAUUCUUUGAUUGAUUCUAAGCUGUUUUGAUGUAGGACUAACCUACUUAGACACUUUAGUCAUAGGCAAUGUUGCCAUGUUAAUUUGGGCUAGAAGUGCUUGGUUGUGGUGGCGCUCCUGUCCGCUGCUUCUCCCGAAUUGUGUGGCAAAUUUGUCAGCAAUCAGCUUAAAUGUCAAAUCAUAUUUAUUUCUCUUUGUCGCCAUGGUAUUGGGGGAAACGCGGAGAAACGAGACGGUCAGUCCUCGUAUUUUUUCUUCGCGUUUCGUUAUAAGAAAUAUAUAGCCUAGGUAGCUUAAUAGUUAGUCUUCUUCCGUAUUGAACAGACGCCCUUUGUUCCGUAUUUUAAGGAACUACUCAAUGCACACACAAUACAAUGAACAACACACAAAGAAAUCGCUAAACAUAUAGCCUACAACCAAAUGACACUUUAAUGCAGCGUUUCUCAAACUAUGGGCCGCGAAACGUGGAGACUGCUGCUGGUCCGCGAGACAUGGAGUGAAAUUAGGUCCGGUGAUCUGAUAAUUUGCUGCGCAAUUGACCAAGCAACCGCGGACCGACAGAAAAAGAAAGCAAACGUUGCUGCUCUCGGGAGGAAAUGCUUGCUAAUUUCAUGUGUUUAAACAUAGAGCCAUACAAUUAGGUGUGUCUGUGAUUAUGAUAAUUUUCGAGCAUAACUGCUUGUCCAUAGCUCAGUGACAGGUGUUAAUAGCCUUGCCAUAAGCACUGCUGUGGAAUGCAGGUGCUUCUUUUAUUAUGCGGUUAGAGCAUAAGCGCUUACUCAUAUAGACCACUGCCACACAACGUGAAGGCCUUUGUGUUGUCAACACUUAACAGAAAGUUUCCUUCGAUGGGGAGAAGUGGCCGCAAGGACUGCAUCGAUAAGAUCAACGAAUACAGUAAUGUUUUACAACCCAGCUGGUAUCCGCUGUUCAUUCCGACAUAUCCCCACUCGGCGGUAGGCCUAGGCCUAUUUAACUUUUUUUUUUUCAAACAACGUGCCAUUGCGACAUGAGGUCAUUAAUAGGCUAUUAAUGUCAUAACUAUUAGGCUAUCAUUAGGCUUACUAUGCAUGGCUGUAAGCAGCUAUGAGGCCACUGAGAUCUGGACCUCAUCGGUUUUGUGAAAGCCGAUUGGAAAUACAUAAGUUUAGAGCGAACGUUUCAACUAUGUUUGCCAUGGUAGACAAAAACACUCAAAUAAAACAAUAGCCUAAAAAAUAACUGCAUGCGUAAUGGACACGGCUCUAUAUCCUAAAUAAUUUUCGAGGUUCGCCAUUUGGUAAUAUGACCUAUCCUUACUGACAAUAAUUUAGAUUGAGCACAACUAAAGUUGCACGAAGGCAAAAUACAGUCCUAAAAACCUAUUCUAUAUAGCCUGGCCAAUAUUGUAGAUGUGCAAAAGCAGCAUUUGCGUGCGUGCUUGCCGGUGAGGUGUAGCCUACAAAAAUGAGCAUAACAUCUGAUUAUUAAAGUAUGGCUAUAGGAUAUAGGCUAGAGAAGAGUUGGUUUAAAAUUCAAGUGUAGUAAAAAAGUUUGUGCACAUCCCCGGUCAAGGUGCAGAACAAGAGUAGGCUAAAUCAUACAAAAAUGGAAAAAGGUUCGCACACUUGAAAUCCUUCUUUUUUGAUUUGAUUUUAUUUUCGUGUGGUCUUCUUCAGAUUAAAAUUCAAGUACGUGCGCUAUUUAACCCCUCGAGACCGACUGCAGUCUGCUGACACAGCCAGACGACUCUCCCAACCCAUUCAUUCGUUUUGGCCGAUAUAACCCAUUCAUUCGUUUUGUGCGUAUAUAGAUUCCUGCAUGCUGCAUUACCGUGACCCUUAGCCUACCUUGUGGAUGAUUUUUUCUCAUUGGAAUACAGCAGGGCAGAAUGCCUUUUAUCUAACAAACGCAAAAGCUGAGAUUGUUGGAAGGACUAGGCUACUCAACAAACUUGUUUUUCGUUUCUGGGAGAUCUCGUUAUCGUUUUGGAUUGUCGGAUUUUUAUACUUAUUGUUUGGACUUAUGGACAAUGAACUUUGAGGGGUGGUUGUUAGUGCUUUACAAAGCUUUGUGUUAAUAAGUGUCGGUCCUCCUAUCCUUCAGCUCACUGCGCGAUGCAGUUGCGCAUAGUGGCCACGAAGUCAUUAACUGUUUACGACACAAUACAUGAUAUUUGUGUUUUUCGUUUCUUAGAUGUAAUGCAUGUUUCACAUGUAAACAGGCCUUCAGUCCGUUAACUUAAGGCCUUCUUUUGCAUGGGGUUGCUCGCAUCCGCCCGUAACCUAGACUAUUAUGUGCGUGGCUGCAUAGCCUACUCUUGAUUAUAAUAAGAGGCAAAUUGUUACAGGACAACUUAAACUGACUUCCCCAAUGCUUCCCCGCAGCACAUUACAUUUUAAUAUAGGCUAAUAUAGGAUGAACAAAGUCUAUGCUAUAUUAAAUCCAGUAGCCUAAUAAUUCUAUGUGCCACGUCCGAUUUCGCAAGUGAUGUAGUAGGCUACGUUUAAACAUCGACAAACGUCUGUGAGACUACCCAUUUCAUGAAGAGCAAUUGUCUUGUGCGAUCAUUCCCCCUCCCCCACACUUGUCUAACCAGUUCACUAGACAUUAUAGCCUAGGCAUUGAGGACGAUUGCCUCCCUCCCCCCUCUCUCUCGACAGACACCCGACAGGGCUCGGGAUCAUGACAUCAAAACUUCGCGGGCACAGCCACAUUGGCAGCUUCACUCCUUAGUUUACUAUGGAUUACUAUGGAUUUACUCCCGCCUUUUAGUGUGUUCCUGUUACUUAGUUUUUGCCUUCUUGGUAGUAUGUUGCUGUGUAGUGGGGUGUAACAGUGCAACCCACGAUCGCAAGAGGAAAAGAAUAAAUCGCUACUAUAUUUCUGCUUCUUGUCUUGUGCAUCUGAAUGAAUGGAUAUUACGUUCAGUGCGCUACCAAAUGGCGGCGACAUUCCUAGAAUGCAAGGCGUGUGCCCGAGCCCUAUUAUGUAAAUGUAAAAAUGUGUGUGUGUGUGUGUGUGUGUGUGUGUGUGUGUGUGUGUGUGUGGUGUGUGUGUGUGUGUGUGUGUGUGUGUGUGUGUGUGUGUGUGUGUGUGUGUGUGCGUGCGCUGAACCACGAAUUCACAUAUUAACUUUUCUUUUCAGCAGACAUCGCAAUCAUAAAAAAAUCGCAAAACUUUUUAAUAAAAUAAUGCCCCUUGUCUUAAUGGGUUCCGGAGGUGCGUAGAGUAAGUUUUGAACCCCGGUCGCUGACGUAUGAUUAAGAUGCUUCAACCAGUUACGCCACAGUUCAAGUGUCAAUCUCUUCGCACUUAGCCAAGAAAUAUAAAGGAUUCAGUCAGUCAUGUUCAUUUACUCGCGGCAUGCACUUGAAACGCCGAUCAAAAGUUCUGACAUGUUAAACUGACGUUAGUCAUUAGGCUAAUUCACCACAUGAUAAAAUGCUGUUAUAUUGACGCACAGUAGCCCACGGUAGUCUAUGCCUAUCUCUGAAUCAACAUGAACAUGCAUAACGAGAUCCAUAUAUUCUAAGUUGCUAGAAACUUCUUUUGCGGAGCUAGGCCUACUAGUCGAUGGUUACAAUGAAUCACCCUCACUGCCCUAUCGCAUAUCUGACCAUCGUUACAAUGUUACAAAAUGCGUGAUCUUCUCCAUGCAUGUAGCCUACGGUUAUAAGUAAAGUGACAUGAUAGGCAUGUAGGCAUAUUAAAGAUAGGCCUAUGUCUGUAAAAUACAUUUUAUUUUCAGUUGUCAAAAGUGGUGGGGACAAAAUCUGUGAUAAAGUGCUGGGUAAGCUACCCAGCGUCGCCGGUUAAAAUGAACAUGCCUCCGUUUUAAAAUAACCUAUAGGCCUACACAUUUCUAAGUAUUCCUAGCAUAAAUGUAGUCUAAAUGUCCAUCUUGUCCAUCUCUUUCGUCUUCGCCUUGACAAUAAUAGCCUAUUCACGGAAAUGCGGUCUUGUAACCGUAAUGAAUUAAUGAAUUAAUCUAAGGUUGCCUAUAUCGAGUCUUUCAGGUUGAAUUGAAGGCUUCUAAAACCAUUUUCAUUAAUUUCAACAAUGGUUUAUUGAAACGUCGUUUGAUUAUAAUUUCGCCAGUCAUCACCUUCAUUUUAAUGAUUAAAUGAGACGGAUUAAAUGAGACGGAUAUGCGGAGCAUUUCUCUCCCUCUCCAUUGACCAAAACGUUGCUCUGGCAUCUCUGCUGGACUGACUGAGUUAUAGGCUACGUCGAGUGAGAGAGCCAGCUGUGAGGUACGCUGUAAAACAUUCGAAAACUCUGAAACUGCAAUCUGACAUGCCGAGCGUGAUGUCUCUUUUCUCCGCUUGUCACCAGCGCGGUGUCUUCGGGUUUUUCCGUGUUUUCCGGUAUGAGCCGAACCUUCAUUUUAAUAAGGCGGUCUUAUGUUGCCCCCUUGCGGUUGCAGUUUUAAUUAAAGUCCCGAUGCUUCGGGAGUCCCGAUGUGCGGGAAAGAAAGGAGCAUUCUCAACCCGUACCAUCUGUAUAGCCAUCGCCUCAGCACACCAAUGCAUACCUUCGGUCUCUAGCAGUGGUUAGAGAAUUAGCUUUAUUACAAACUUGCUGUACACAGGUACUAUAUUAUUGCUUCAGCACAGCCUGUAGACACUCCAGAAUGUUAAUGUGUAAAUACACAAGCCAUGAUCAGUCCUAGAGGCUUGCUUUUGCAUGGAUAUACAGCCAUAUUUGUGUGUACGGGGGGGACACGUUUCAGCCUGGUUUCAGCCCCACACUCCGAAGUCUAAACCCCUGUGUACAUGAAGAGUACACUUGCAUGAUUGAAUGUCUGUAUGUUUGCAUUAGAAGUCCUUUUGAUGCACCCUAUAUGUUUAUUGUAAAUUGUAAAAAUGUGUUGCUGUUCUGGGCCUGUGUGGUACAUAGGUUCUAAGCUGCCUUAUAUGAUCUGAGAACGAACUAAACUCAAGUGCACUAUUAACAUGCCACCGUGGACGUUUAGGUCAAUAAAAAUAACAGUACCAGCAGAGGA